Notolabrus celidotus (New Zealand spotty) is the source of this 2854-nucleotide messenger RNA. It is a transcript of the gene plaa, whose product is annotated as phospholipase A2-activating protein. The transcript has 14 exons. The record is from RefSeq and is a predicted model, not a curated record. NCBI's taxonomy places the organism in Eukaryota, Metazoa, Chordata, Actinopteri, Labriformes, Labridae. Bases 334 to 2730 code for a protein of 798 amino acids. Gene Ontology annotation, cellular component: nucleus; cytoplasm. Gene Ontology annotation, molecular function: ubiquitin binding. Gene Ontology annotation, biological process: proteasome-mediated ubiquitin-dependent protein catabolic process; ubiquitin recycling.
UUCGGCUGGAGCAUAGUGCACCAUCAGCAGCAGGAUCUGUAGUCUGCUGCCUCCUGCUGGUGUCACACGGAUAAUACAUAUAGGAAGUUGUACAUUUCGUUCAUUCUUCAAUUUUCUUCAAACAUGUUUUUGAUACAAAAUAUCAUCAACUCUAGAGUUUAAACUGAUCAAAACUCACUCUUUAUUUUUUAUUUUUUUAAUCAAGUUAAUGUCAAUGAAGAGUGAGUGAUGUCAUUCUACUUCCGCUAGCAUUAGCGGCCGGUGUUUGUUGACAGCAACGCCGCUUAGCUUAUAACACCUACAGUGGUAGUUUCAUUGUGUUUUCGGGAGAAAAUGGCAUCAUCAAACUCAUACAAACUCAGGUGCUCAAUCCCGGGCCACGAAAUGGACGUCCGGGGGCUCGCAGCUGCUGUUUUUCCAGAGGGAUCGUUCGUGUCAGUGUCCAGAGACCGCACUGGGAGAGUCUGGGUACCAAACUCAAGCCCUGACACAGGCUUCACAGAGAUGCACUGUAUGUCCGGUCACACAAACUUUGUAUCCUGUGUAUGCAUGAUUGCACCGACUGAGACAUAUCCUCGCGGACUUGUUGCCACUGGUGGAAAUGAUAAUAACAUAUGUGUUUUUACACUGGACCAACCUCAGCCCAUAUUCAUUCUCAAGGGACAUAAAAAUACUGUUUGCUCGCUCUCUUCUGGGAAGUUUGGGACUCUUUUGAGUGGCUCCUGGGACACAACAGCCAAAGUCUGGCUCAAUGAGAAGUGCAUGAUGACCUUACAGGGCCACUCUGCGGCAGUGUGGGCAGUGGUCAUCCUACCAGAACAAGGCCUUAUGCUGUCUGGAUCAGCAGAUAAGACCAUCAAACUUUGGAAAGCUGGCCGGUGUGAGAAAACAUAUGAAGGCCAUGAAGACUGUGUUAGAGGUCUAGCUGUGAUCAGCAGUGAUGAGUUCUUCUCCUGCAGCAACGACACAAGUAUCAGAAGGUGGCUUGUGACAGGGGAAUGUGUACAAGUGUACUACAGCCACACCAACUACAUCUACAGCCUGGCUGUCUUCCCCAAUAGCCAAGAUUUUGUAAGCACAGGAGAAGACAGGACUUUGAGGAUAUGGAAGAAAGGAGAGUGCACUCAGACUAUCCGCCUGCCUGCCCAGUCUGUGUGGUGCUGCUGUAUUCUUCCGAAUGGUGACAUAGCUGUUGGAGCAAGUGAUGGCAUUAUGCGAGUGUUUACAGAAGUUCAGGAGCGCAUGGCUAGCGCAGAGGACCUGCAGGCCUUUGAGGAUGAACUCUCCAAAACCACUAUCGACCCAAAGACAGGCGACCUCGGAGACAUCAAAAUGGAAGACCUUCCUGGAAGAGAACACCUUGAUGAGCCUGGGAAUCGAGAUGGACAGACACGGCUGAUUAAAGAUGGACAGAAGGUGGAGGCGUAUCAGUGGAGUGUCAGUGACGGGCGCUGGAUGAAAAUCGGAGAUGUCGUUGGAGGCUCCAACCAGCAGACUUCCAAGAGUGUGGUGUAUGAAGGAAAGGAAUACGACUAUGUCUUCACCAUCGAUGUGAACGAGGGUGGGCCGUCCAUGAAGCUGCCUUACAAUGUGUCAGAGGACCCCUGGCUGACAGCGCACAACUUCUUGCAGAAGAAUGACCUCAGCCCCAUGUUCCUCGACCAGGUUGCCAAUUUUAUAAUCGAAAACACUAAAGGUCAUGUGGUGGGACCGGCUCAGCCUGCUGGUGGCGACCCAUUCACUGGAGGAGCUAGAUAUAUCCCUGGGGCUUCUGAUGAUGGAUCAGGCUUUGGAGCAGAUCCCUUCACAGGCUCAGGGCGCUACAUCCCAGGGUCAGGUCCAAACCCAAGUGGUCCUGUAGGUGUGGCAGAUCCAUUCACAGGGGGAGGUGCCUACUCCUCAGCAGCUCUCAGACAGAAGGCGACCAACAUCUACUUCCCCAAGACUGAUGCUGUGACCUUUGAGCAAGCUAAUGCCCCGCAGAUCAUUGCCAAGAUAAAGGAGCUGAACGGAGGCGCCCCUCAGGAGCAAAAGCUUUCUGAAGAAAUCCUGGAAAAUCUUGAUAUGCUGCUGGUGUCUGUGUGUGAUUCCAGUCCCUCCAAGUCUUCUCCAACCAUCCAACAGAUCAGCCUGCUCUGGAAGGCAGCUCACUGGCCUGAAGACAUUGUGUUUCCUGUCCUGGACAUCAUGAGGCUGGCUGUGAGACACCCGCAGGUUAACGAGAGCCUCUGUGGUGAGGCGGAGGGAGUCCAGCUGUGCAACCACCUGCUGAGUCUGAUGAGGCCUGAGGGGCGUCCUGCUAACCAGAUGCUAGCCCUCCGGACUCUGUGUAACUGCUUUAGUGGCAGGCACGGCCGAGCCCUCCUCAUGGCGCAGCGAGAAUCGGUGCUAUCACGUACUGCUGACUUGGCCGCCGUCUGUAAUAAGAACAUCCACAUCGCCUUGGCCACUCUGGUGCUCAACUACGCCGGCUGCCUGCACAGCCAACCUGAUCUAGAAGCCAAGGCUCAGUGUCUGUCUGUGGCCAGCAGAGCUCUGGAGACCGUUCAAGACAAGGAGGCUGUUUUUAGGCUGCUGGUGGCCUUGGGAACCACUGUGGCUUCAGACCAGACAGCCAUGGACCUGGCUCGCUCCCUGGGGGUCAACUCUCAAAUUUCCAAGUACUCAUCGAUGUCUGAUCCGUCGAAGGUUGGCGAGGUCUGCCAGCUGGUUUUAAAAGAACUACAGUGAUGUGAAAGAUUAGAAAAAUGAGCACUUGUUUCUUACUAUUACUCUCUUCUGCUUAAUCGGUUGUGGUGGAGACUCAAUUAAUUGUAUGUUCUGCAAUAAAAAAAGAACAAAUGACAUCACUGCA